AUGUUAACCUCUGAUGUGUCAAGUCACAAGACUAUGGAUACUAGCCAUUCCUCACCCGACUCAGAUUAUGCAUUGUACGAAAAGAAUCAUCUUCUUUUGAAGCAGAGAUACAAGUAUGUACGCCAAAUCCAAAGAGGAUCUUUUGGAAUGGUUACUUUAGCUAUUGAUGUCAAGACAAAUACCCAUGUGGCCAUGAAGACUAUGUUCAAGGCAAAAGAAGUUGCGCCUAUGGCUUGGAACGAAAUCAACAUUUUGAGCAAGUUGGGCCACGACAACGAGCACAUUUGUCAGUUGUUAGACCACUUUGAAACGAAGGACUACAUCAUUUUGGUGUUGGAAUACUGUGCCAAUGGCGAUUUGUAUGAUAUGAUCCACUCGACUUCAAACGGUCCUCGCGCUGUGGAUGUGUGGAAUUUGGCAAAGGAAAUUUACCAUGGACUUCAGUAUGCGCAUAACUUGGGCAUUUUCCAUCGGGACUUGAAGCCUGAAAACAUUUUAUUCACAGACGUGGGCAGAGUCAAGAUUUGCGAUUGGGGUUUGGCUACAUAUUCCCGGUACAGCGCACACUUUAAUGUUGGAACUGAAAAGUACAUGGCACCUGAAUGUUUCCUCAACAGUCCUGUUAGUGCCAGUCCUGUCGUUGAUUCUUACGAUUGCAAGUACGCUGACUACUGGUCAUUAGGAAUUACAUUAUUGACUGCGGUUUUCGGUACGGCGCCUUUCAAACCUGUCAGAGUGAAUGAUGCUUUGGGUUCUGCAGAUGACUUCAAACGGAAAAACAAGUCUGUGAAGAAAUCAUUGGAGUCAGACUCUAAUUUUAAGCACUUUGUCAUGUAUAAUAUGCCUGAAGUGUUGUAUGACAUUUAUCCAACCAUGAAUGAAAAUUGUUUCAAAAUCUUCAUGAAUUUGCUCAAGGCAGGUGGCGUGGAAGAUGACAUCGAAAGUUACAAUAAGAAGAUUCGCCUGAGAAGCUUGGACAAGUUCAUUGAAGACUUGGAAAAUAACUGGAAGUUCGGUUUGACAGUAUGGGAAGAGGAGGAGCUCUACGAGAAUGAGUACAAUGAUGAGAAGAACAACCUGGCAAUUGGGCCCAAUCAUCACGAUUCCGUUUUUGACAUGGAUGAUUUCUCAGGUUCGUCCCAUGGACACGCGCAACCUGAAGAGGAACACAUCGAAGUCAAUACGGUUUCUGAACACAAAGAGGAGAGAGCGGCCGAUACGGCUUCUAAACAGCCAGUUAACAGGCACCAUAGCAUUCCUGUACCAUCUCUUGUUGAAUCUUCGUAUCAGCCUAAAUCAUGGUAUGAUUUGGAGGAUGAAUUGGACGAUACGGAAUUCAAUAAGUUUUUUAGCACCUUGAGUUGCAAGAGCGUACCUACAGUGUCCCUCCAACAGCCUUCAGGCAAGGCAGCAGAAGCCCACAAUGAUAUUCGAAUUGUGGAAAAGGAGGUUUUUGUAGGUGGCUCUAGUUGGAGCGACUACUGA
Molecule: messenger RNA, 1485 nt
Organism: Clavispora lusitaniae ATCC 42720
Lineage: Eukaryota; Fungi; Ascomycota; Pichiomycetes; Serinales; Metschnikowiaceae
Product: Protein kinase domain family protein
Biological process (GO): protein phosphorylation
Molecular function (GO): ATP binding; protein kinase activity
Source: RefSeq, a predicted model, not a curated record